Messenger RNA from Lolium rigidum, 1206 nucleotides. RefSeq names its product coiled-coil domain-containing protein SCD2-like. The transcript has 16 exons. Bases 1 to 1206 code for a protein of 401 amino acids. The record is from RefSeq and is a predicted model, not a curated record. Gene Ontology annotation, biological process: cytokinesis by cell plate formation. NCBI's taxonomy places the organism in Eukaryota, Viridiplantae, Streptophyta, Magnoliopsida, Poales, Poaceae.
AUGGGCGGGGGCGGGGGCGCGGGAGGGGACGCCGGGAGCGGCAGCGACGACGAGGACUACGAGCUCUCCGGCCCGCCCAUCGAGCUCUCCAUCACCCCGCGACGCCCCGGCAACCGCUCACCAUCCCCCUCGCUUAACACACUUCAAAUGGAAAAUGAUAGCAUGUACGACAAGCUUGAAGACGAUAGAUCUGAUGAAGCAGAUGCCAAGUCCAUAAACAUGGAGAGACAGGCUUCUAUUAUUGGUGAUGCUAUAGAACCAGAGGUCAAUUUGAUUAGUAGAAGGGCUGCAGCACUAGAACAGAGAAAGGCUUCAAUGAGAAUUGCUUCAAGAAGGGUUAACAGUGCAAGCUGUGAUGAGAUUACAGCCCUUCGAUCAGAAGCAAAGGUUGCUAGCGAGUUGGUCACAUCUGUAUCUCGGCGUGUAAAAGGUGCUGGAUCAGAACAGAGAUCUCUUCAUGCAACAUCCAAUAGAAUGAUGUUGUCACAAGAAGAAAUGGAGGAGGUGGUGCUAAAGAGAUGUUGGCUUGCGCGCUACUGGAAAUUAUCUGUUAGACUUGGGAUACAUUCUGAUAUAGCUGAGCAAAAAUUAGAACACUGGUCCUCAGUUGCACCACUUGCACUUGAAGUUGUCCUAUCAAUUGGACAAAAGGCUAGAGAUGGAACUUUAUCAGAUAAUGACGUAAAUGAUACGGCUGGAGACGGAAAUAUUGAAAGCAUGCUUCUAGUUGAGAAAGGACUGCGCGAAUUAGCUUCGCUCAAGGUAGAAGAUGCAAUCAUGCUCGCUUUAGCAGAACAUCGACGUUUCAGACCUCUCUCAGGCCCAGUUUAUCCCGCUGAAAAUCACAGCUCUUCAGAGCCACUCGAGUUAAGUGAGGAAGAGCGGGAAGAUGUACGCUUCAAGCAGGCAUGGUUGACAUACUUUUGGAGGCGGGCCAAAAAUCAUGAUGUGGAGGAAGAUAUAGCUGACGAGCGGCUACAAUUUUGGAUAGAGCAAGGCAAUCAUCCAGUUACUACAAGUGAUGUCAUUGAAGGUAGCCUCCCUCCCACUACAACCAAGAUCAGGAGUAUCGACUUAAACCAUGAUCUGAAAGGACUUCAUGAGCUGAAGAAGCUGGGAGUCGAGUCUCAGCUGUGGGAGGCGACGAGGAGAUCUCUCGACGAUGAUUUCAGUAAUCAUGGGAGUCCAUUUGGAUCUGAAGUUUAG